Drosophila willistoni is the source of this 1741-nucleotide messenger RNA. It is a transcript of the gene Smu1, whose product is annotated as WD40 repeat-containing protein SMU1. Gene Ontology annotation, biological process: mRNA splicing, via spliceosome. The transcript is spliced from 5 exons. NCBI's taxonomy places the organism in Eukaryota, Metazoa, Arthropoda, Insecta, Diptera, Drosophilidae. Gene Ontology annotation, cellular component: precatalytic spliceosome. Gene Ontology annotation, molecular function: protein binding. The record is from RefSeq and is a predicted model, not a curated record. Bases 86 to 1615 code for a protein of 509 amino acids.
UCAUCUCUAAUCAGUGACUUUUGCCGUGUUAAACAAAUUUUUUUUAAUUUUAAUAAAACAAUUUGUUAGAUACACUUGAAAAGCCAUGUCUAUUGAGAUAGAGUCAGCCGACGUGAUCCGGCUCAUACAGCAAUAUCUAAAGGAGUCCAAUCUAAUGAAGACGCUGCAAACCCUGCAAGAAGAAACUGGCGUCUCAUUGAAUACAGUUGACAGUGUGGAUGGAUUUGUGCAGGAUAUUUCCAAUGGCCACUGGGACACGGUGCUCAAGGUAACGCAAUCGCUGAAACUCCCUGAUAAGAAACUACUUAAUCUUUAUGAGCAAAUCGUUUUGGAGCUUAUUGAGCUGCGAGAGCUGGGAGCUGCGCGGUCCUUACUCCGGCAAACAGAUCCCAUGGGCAUGUUGAAGCAACAAGAACCAGAAAGAUAUAUCCACCUGGAGAACAUGCUACAGCGCGCCUACUUUGAUCCAAGAGAGGCGUACGCGGAGGGCAGCAGUAAAGAGAAACGUCGGACGACUAUCGCCCAGGAAUUAAGUGGCGAAGUACAUGUGGUGCCGUCAUCUAGGCUGCUCGCUUUACUCGGUCAAGCUCUGAAAUGGCAGCAACAUCAGGGUCUCUUGCCACCAGGCACCACGAUAGAUUUGUUCCGCGGUAAAGCCGCCAUGAAAGACCAGGAAGAGGAAAUGUACCCAACUCAAUUGUUUCGUCAAAUCAAAUUCGGCCAAAAAUCUCAUGUGGAGUGUGCGCAGUUCUCGCCAGAUGGACAAUAUCUUAUCACAGGCAGUGUAGAUGGUUUCUUAGAGGUCUGGAAUUUUACCACUGGCAAAGUGAGGAAGGAUUUGAAGUAUCAGGCUCAGGACCAGUUUAUGAUGAUGGAGCAAGCGGUGUUGGCAUUAAAUUUCUCAAGAGAUUCUGAAAUGGUUGCCUCUGGCGCCCAAGAUGGUCAAAUCAAGGUGUGGCGCAUAAUUACUGGUCAGUGUCUCCGUAAGUUCGAGAAAGCACACACAAAAGGUAUUACCUGUCUUCAAUUCUCCCGCGACAACAGCCAGGUGCUGAGUGCCUCCUUCGACUACACGGUCCGUUUGCAUGGUCUUAAAUCUGGGAAGAUGCUCAAGGAGUUUAAGGGUCAUUCGUCUUUUGUGAACGAAGCUACUUUUACCCCAGACGGCCAUAGUGUACUUAGUGCCUCAUCGGAUGGGACUGUCAAAGUGUGGUCUCUGAAGACAACUGAAUGUGUGGCUACCUAUAAACCGCUUGGCAACGAACUGGCCGUCAACACAGUCCUGAUUCUUCCAAAGAAUCCCGAGCAUUUUAUAGUUUGCAAUAGAUCCAACACAGUGGUUAUUAUGAACAUGCAGGGACAGAUUGUGCGCUCAUUUUCGUCAGGUAAACGAGAGGGCGGCUCCUUUAUCUCAGCCACUCUUUCGCCGCGUGGUGAAUUUAUAUACUGUGCAGGCGAGGAUCAGGUUCUUUACUGUUUCUCUGUCUCCUCUGGCAAACUGGAGCGUACCUUGAACGUUCAUGAAAAGGACGUUAUUGGAUUGACUCAUCAUCCGCAUCAGAAUUUGUUGGCCUCCUACAGUGAAGAUGGUCUACUUAAACUGUGGAAGCCAUAGAACUGCUAAGGCUAUUAAAACAAAAAAAAAAAAAUCAAUUUGCAUACUAAGUUUUAAUUAGUAGGCUUAGUUAGUUUUUCUUAGAAUUUACAAAAAACAAAUACACGAGUUUUAUUUAUAUGCUAA